Molecule: messenger RNA, 1129 nt
Organism: Dromaius novaehollandiae (emu)
Lineage: Eukaryota; Metazoa; Chordata; Aves; Casuariiformes; Dromaiidae
Gene: KRTCAP3
Product: keratinocyte associated protein 3
Exons: 6
Coding region: 55-753 (232 amino acids)
Source: RefSeq, a predicted model, not a curated record
GGGCGGGGGCGGGGCGGGCUCCGCCUCGGGGCGGCGCGGGCGGCGGCGGCGGCCAUGGCCGGCGGGAGCGGGGGCCGGUGGCGGCGCCCGGGGCCGGCGGCGCCGCGGGGGCUGAUGCGCGCCGGGCUGGCGCUGCUGGUGCUGGGCCACUGCGGCCUGGCGCUGGGCGCCAUCGUGCACGGCUCCGUCCUGCGGCACGUGGCCGGCGCCCGCCGCGCCGUCACCCCCGAGUACGCGGUGGCCAACGUGGUGUCCGUGGUGUCCGGGCUGCUGAGCAUCGCCGCGGGCAUCGUCGCCAUCCUGGUGUCCAACGACGCGUCCCGGGCAGCGCUGCACUGGACCCUGCUGAGCGUGUCCCUGCUGAACAGCCUGCUGUCCGCGGCGUGCAGCGUGGGCCUGGCGCUGGCCAUUGCCCUCACCGUUCGCAGCCGGGGACUGCGUCUUGUCACGGGCUGCAACAGCCCCGCGCUGCCCGCUGACGCGCGCGCGGCCAUCGUGACCAACGACUGCCCCUUCAACACCACGCGGAUCUACGACACGGCCCUGACGCUGUGGUUCCCCUCCAUGGUGCUGGCGGCCGUGGAGGCCGUGCUGUCCGGCAGGUGCUGCUUGGCGGCCUUGAUCCUCCAGGGCAUCGGGCCCUGCGCCCGCCCCUCCAGCAGCGAACAGCUGGCCAGGCCGGGCGCAGUGAAGGAGGGGCCCCCACGGGAGACGCGGCAGCUCCUGGCGGGGCUUGCCGAUUCCCGCGUCUAGCUGGCGAGGUGCUGCCGGAGGAGCACUGGGCCCCGGGGGGGGUGAGGCUGCGCCAGGCUCCUGCCCCGGGCGUGGGCACAGGCAGGGCGGCCUGCGGGAGGGCGACGCGCGCACCCCCUCCCCAGCCAGCACCAGCCCCCGGGUCACCGGCAGCCCCAGCCCCGCGGAGCCCAUGUGCCGCAGCGAGCGCCGUACGGACCUGCCUAGGGCACGAAAGGCUCUGGGGGGGCUUGUUCCUGCGGCGGCCGGGCAGGAGUGGUGGGCAGAGGAGCCCGGGGCCUGGCAGCAGCCGGGGCUGACCUGGAGCCCGGUGGCCCAGCUGCGGAGCAGCCGAAGCCUCUGCCGUUUCCUUGCGUAAAUAAAGUUUUCAUUCCCA